This is a messenger RNA of Cuscuta epithymum, 567 nucleotides long. The record is from the annotation of a GenBank genome assembly. Lineage: Eukaryota; Viridiplantae; Streptophyta; Magnoliopsida; Solanales; Convolvulaceae.
AUGAAACUAGCUUAGUUAGGAAGAGGUCAUUGGAUGGGAUCAAAGAAUUGCUGGUUCGGCAUGGAAAAAUAUUUGAACAUAUUGUGGACAGAUAAUGUGUUUAUUUGCAAUUGCGGCGUAAUUUUAGGCUGGAAUGCAUUACAAAGUGCGGCGGCUCAAGCUGCAGAAACAGACUCAGGAGGUGAUUAUAAUGUGGGAUUAAUCGUUGGAAUUGUUGGUGCUGUUGUUGUUUUAUUAGUGUUGCUCGGCGUCAUGGGUGUGCUUAUCUAUAAUCACAUAACGAAAGAUAUAGAGACACCUCCAGGCCAGUCUACUGCAGGCUGCAGCUGGCGGUGCAUCUAGCUAAACUAGAGCGCUUCCUCAUCUCCACGGCCGCCGGCCUUCUUCAUUCUCAUUUACUUUCACACCGGUACCACAAUAUCUGUGUCUUUUAUCUCAACAUAUCUCGAUCACAUCGAGUCUCAUUUUCAUAUAUAACUUCUUUUUUGUUUGAUUCAAAUUAUAUACUUCGUAUAUCUAUGUAUACAUGCGCACAAUGCUUAGAUUUAUGGAGUACCAAGCACGAAC